AUGUACAACUUCCUCGUUCUCUUGGGACUCGUAACACUUACGAUCACAACGCACCCCUUCGAUCGUGUCGACAUGACUAGUUGGGAUUUAGACCCAAAUGACUGUCUUGACCAGCCGGGCAAUGAGACACACAUCCAACUCCAGGAUUCCGUAACACACAUCAAAAAGAAAGUCAUCGUCAAUCGUUUUGGCGAAAGAUGUGGCACAAAGAUUUUCUCGACUAUCCCCCGCGCGAGCAUUCAUAAACCCAAUCCGGGAAUCUGGGCUUCCAAUUUCACAGUGGAGCAAGAUCAGGUUGGAACGGGAAAUUUUACAGCUUGUUAUCCGAUGCUUGGAAACUUGUUUAUUACUAUGCGCUCAUUUAACGAGAAAACUGGUCAAGGCGUUAUGGAACAACGGGAGAAGGUCACAGAUAUGUGGUGCGAGUCGGUACCACUGGGAAAACAUCUGCCUUAUACCUUGGAUUCUUAA
This is a messenger RNA of Glarea lozoyensis ATCC 20868, 471 nucleotides long. RefSeq lists its product as uncharacterized. The coding region runs from base 1 to 471 and encodes 156 amino acids. The transcript has 2 exons. The record is from RefSeq and is a predicted model, not a curated record. NCBI's taxonomy places the organism in Eukaryota, Fungi, Ascomycota, Leotiomycetes, Helotiales, Helotiaceae.